AUCUCCCCACAUUUCUCUCAUAUUCUCAUAUUCUUCUCCUCUCCCUCUCUCUCACUCUCUCUCUCUCUCUGUGAGGAACACAUUUAUUACAGUUCAUAAUAAAGGCAUUGAUUCUAUCAUUCUAUCAUCAUUUAUGGGAUCCUAUUGGUCAAUCUUGGCAAUGUUGAUGAUGAUCUUCUUCAUGGCCUACCAGUCUUCAUCAGCUUCAGCAUCAGCAUCUGCAGCAACUAGGAAAGUUUCUACUAUUUCAGCUGCGCCUGCCGUCUUGCCAAGUGCUCCUCUGUUCUCUCCAGCUCUAUCCCCAGACAUCACUCCCCUGUUUCCUUCUCCCGGCGGCGUGACACUUCCUCCUUCUGAGUCAUCACUGCCAACCAUUCCUUCAAGCCGGACUCCAAACCCAGAUGCCAUGGCUCCUGAACAUGAUGCUGCCUUUCCCCCAUCUGGGUCUUUGCCGCCAUCAUCCUCUGUUUCUACAGCUUCCUCUGGCAGGCCUCUUAACCUACUUUUAUUGUUGGCUUUGGCGGCUGUUUGCAUAAUGCAGCUCCCUGGUAUGUGAGGAAUUUGUUGAUGGACGGCUCCAAUUAUUGUUACUAGUGGUUCCACUUUAUGUUUGUGGAAUUUUUUUCUCUGUUCUUUUGGUAGUAGAUGGUAUGGUCUAGUGUGAAGUUAGGUAUGUAGUGUAAGGCAUUGUUGUGAGUUGUGAUAGUAUACUGUCUGCAGAAAAAUAUAAAAUAAAAAGUACUCGUCUUUUUUUCUUUUUUCUUUUUGCCCUUUUUCAUAUUGUAUUGUCACUAAUGGAAAGAUUAUUG
Molecule: messenger RNA, 809 nt
Organism: Corylus avellana
Lineage: Eukaryota; Viridiplantae; Streptophyta; Magnoliopsida; Fagales; Betulaceae
Gene: AGP26
Product: arabinogalactan protein 26
Source: RefSeq, a predicted model, not a curated record